Fimicolochytrium jonesii is the source of this 1575-nucleotide messenger RNA. RefSeq lists its product as uncharacterized. The transcript has a single exon. Gene Ontology annotation, molecular function: protein binding. The coding region runs from base 1 to 1575 and encodes 524 amino acids. Lineage: Eukaryota; Fungi; Chytridiomycota; Chytridiomycetes; Spizellomycetales; Powellomycetaceae. The record is from RefSeq and is a predicted model, not a curated record.
AUGGCGGUGACUAGGCGACCCUUCUCCGAAACCCCAACCCGGCGCUCUUCUGCACAAGCGACAGUCCCCGUCUCCGAACCCCUCCACGACUACUACGCUUCCCGCGGCUUCGAGGAAGACCCCCUACUUCAAUCUACCGUCAAACUCCAACGCGAAGAACUCCGCCAAUCCAUCGAAUGGUACCGCGAAUCCCUCUCCCACCCCCUUCCCCAGCCAACCGCCUACACCCACCUCGACAGCCCGUACGAGGACCCCUGGACGCUAUACUGCUACCUCUCACACGACCUCGCCGCGCUGCGCUGCUCCCCGCACUGGACGUUCACGGCCAUUUUGGAGUUCAUACGAGACGCGGUGACCUCCCCGCAGAUAUGUCUGGACCGCAUCGAGCGCGUGGUUGCGGAUAUGGGCCAGAUUGGGGAACCGCUGAACAAGAUGGACUGGGACGCCGUUGUGGCCUCGUUUGAGAGGUGGGGGAAGUUGGAGCAUAUGCGGUACAUGAAGAUGAAGAUGCGGCAUUUGACGGUGUUGGCGAGGGCGGUCGGUGAUGCGAGGGACUCGGAUCCGCGGCGGAGGGGUGGGAAGAAAGGGGCGGAUUCGCAGCAAUACCUGGAUUCGGGGAUGUACCGCGCCUGCCUGACCUCCGUCACCCGGCGCGGGCAACUCCUUGCCGUUAAACAGCUCGCGGACGAGAUGCUCGAACACUGCACGCACGACCAAAAACUUUUCCAGACAGUCAUCCAAUCCCUCGUCGACAUCCGCGACUCGCUCGCUGCCUACAAAGUCUACGAGUACAUGCGCAGCCACGGCCGUAUCCCGACCGUCUCAACUUACCGCGCCCUCAUCCACUCCCUCUGCCACGACACCACCAUCAUACUCCCCAUCACGCGGCACAAUGCCACAAAACAAACCAAAAUCUCAACGCUCAAAGUCGCGACAGCCAUCCUGUCCGACGCGGUCAAGUACCACAAACACCCCAAGAUCUUCGCAGCGGUGUUUGAAGUCUACGCCGCGCAUAACGCCAUGUCCGCCGCGACGCAUCUGCUCGAUAUCAUGAACACCUACGCCGUCCCCGUCGACCAGAAAACUUGUCUCGCGUUUUUUUACCUGCAUCUCCGCCACCGUCGUCCGCGUGCUGCGAGGGCACUGCUCGACGCGCUCCUUACGGCUAAAUCCACCUCGUUGCUCCAACCGCAUAUGUCGCCAGAACACCAAUGCAGGAUAGAGACGACACAUCCGUCGUUCCACCGGUUUGUGCUCUACGCCUUCAUCCGCUGCGGCCUGCCCUGGGAGGCCUACAUAUACUUCAAGCAGACCCUCCCGCGGUACACGACGCAGCCACUGGAUGCGCGUACGUGCGGGAUGCUGAUUGCACGGUUCGUUAGGCAGAGACCCGACCGGGCGUUGGAGGUGUGGGAGUAUAUGAAGCAGAAGGGGGUGAGGCCCGGAUUGCAUACGAGGACGCUUAUGGAGGGGGUUUUGAGGGAGAGGGGCGAUGAGGUGGAGGAGGGGGAAGGGGAAGGGGAGCGGUGGGCGAAUAUGUAUUUGAGGAGUGGGUAUGUGGCGGAUUUUGGAUGA